GACUGGUGCCGCGUGGUAAUAUGUCCAAAGUACAUGAGACUAAGUCUUACCUUCCUCGCUUCUAAGGAGCAUUCUGACGGUACUUCUUUCAAGAUAGAUUUGUUCGUUUUCUGGCAGUCCAUGGUAUAUUCAUUAUUCUUCACAAAUAUCAUAAUUUAAAUGAAUCACUUCUUCAGUCUUCCUUAUUCAUUGUCCAGCUUUCACAUGCAUUUGAGGGAAUUGAAAAUACCAUGGCUUGGGUCAGAAGCAACUUAGCCUCCACAGUGACAUCUUUGCUUUUUAACACUUUAAAGAGGUGUUUUGUAGCAGAUUUGCCCCAUGCAAUGAGUCUCUUGAUUUCUUGACUGCUGCUCCCAUGGGUGUUGAUUGUGCAUCCAAGUAAAAUGAAACCCUUGACAACUUCAAUCUUUUCUCCAUUUAUCUUGUGGUCUUUGAUCUUCAUCAGUAAGUGCUUCAAGUUCUUUUCACUUUUAGCAAGCAAGGUUUGCUAUCUGCAUACCGCAGACUGUUAAUGAUUCUUCCUCCAAUUCUCAGGCCACAUUCUUCUUCAUAUAGUCCAGGUUCUCAGAUUAUUUGUUCAGCAUACAGAUUGAAUAUCAUCAUAGGGUCGCUCUGAGUGGGAAUUGACUCGACGGCAGUGGGUUAUACAGAUUGAAUAAGUGUGGUGAAAGGAUACAACCCUGAUGCACACCUUUCCUGAUUUUAAACCAUGCAGUAUCCCCUUAUUCUGUUCAAACAACUGCCUCUUGGUCAGCGUACAGCUUCUGCAUGAGAGCAGUUAAGUGUUUUGGAAUUCCCAUUUUCUGCAGUGUUAAAAAAAAGAAAAAAAAUUUUUUUUUUUUUUUAUCCAUAAUUCCUUAUGAUCCAUACAGUUAAAUGCCUUUGCAUAGUCAGUAGAACACAGGAAGCCAUCUUUUUGGUGGUAUCCUCUGCUCUCAGCCUAUAGCCAUCUGACAUGAGCAAUGAUAUCCCUCGCUCUACAUCCUCUUCUGAAUCCAGUUUGAAUUUUCUGGCAGCUCCGUGUCAAUGUAUUGCUGCAACCAUUUUUAAAUUAUCUUCAGCAGAAUUUUACUUGUGUGUGAUAGUAUUGAUAUUGUUCAAUAAUUUCCAUAUUCUGUUGGAUUAUGUUUCCUUGGAACGGGCACAACUAUGUAUGUCUUCCAGUCAGUUGGCCAGGUAGCUUUGUUCCACAUUUUGUGGCAUAUACUGGUGAGCGUGUCUAGCACUGCAUCCAUUUGUUGAAACAUCUGAAUUGGUAUUCUUAUCAAUUCCUGGACUCUUGUUUUAAAAAAUAGUAGUAGCAAAAGUAGAAACUAAUUUGUAUAUGCAUAUGUGUGCACAUAUAUCCCAAAACCCACUGCCAUUGAGUCGAUUCCGACUCAUAGCGACCGUAAAGGACAGAGUAGAACUGCCCCAUGGAGUUUCCAAGGAGCGCCUGGCGGAUUCGAACUGCUGACGUCUUGGUUAGCAGGCGUAGCACUUAACCACUGUGGCACCGGGGUUUCCAUGUGCAUACAUGGUGACCUCGUAAUUCUUUGUUGUUGCUUUUUAACGUGUUUCAAGUUGCUUUAGUUAGGAAACCGUCUGUCAGUGUCAUUUCAAUAGUGUAUAUUUUAUUGAUGUUUUGAUUCCUUGGGUUCAAUUCUAGAACCCAGCCCUCUGCAUCCUGCCAGUUAUUAAGAUGCUUGACUCAAGGCAAGUUAGAUUUUGUGAGACAGUUUUCUUCUCUGUCAAGUGAGAACAGAUCAUUUCCGUUAUGAUCACAAGGUUAGAUCCUAACGUUUAUCUAAAGACUCUUAUUGACGGUUUGUCAUCCCUAAUGGGAUGACUUCUUGUCUGGUUCAUCUGAGAAAUUAUACGUCACUUGGUGGAUACCAAAACCAAAAAGCCACACCCAUUGCCUUCAAGUCAAAUCUGACUCAUAGCGACCCUAGCGGGCAGAAGAGAAAUGCCCCAUGGGUUUUCCAAGGAGUGGCUUUUAGAUUUGCACUGUUGAACUUUUGGUUAGCAACCUUGGUUAAGAAAACCACUGGUUGAAUUGAGUUUUCAUUUCUAUUUUUGUUUUAUCCUCCACACAAUUAUAAAGUCUACAGUGGAUCUCAUAUCUUUAGUGUCACUCAGGCAAUAACUUCCUGUUCUCUCCUCGCCUGAGUACCUGGUAGCAACUAGUAAACUUUGCUGUUUGUGCUUUAAUCAUAGGUUAAAAUUAGGCCUAUAUAACUUGCUCAAAAUUAUCUUAUAUGGACCCAUCCAUACUCCUUAAUCGAAACUGAGUCGUAUACCUCUUGCUUCCCCUCAUAUUAUGUGCAAAUAAGAACACCCCCCACCACCAACACCGCUCCAUGAACCAUUGGAAAAUGUGUUUUUCAUGUUAGCUACCAUUGAUACACAAGGCUUUGUCCCUAGAUUUCCUCCAGAAGGAGGCGUAUGCUUGGUUCCUGCUUAGCGGGCUUUGUAAAGGGGCAUAAUGUUGGAGAACUACAGGAACCUGGUCUACCUGGUGAGGUGGGAGAAGCCAGGAUCUGCCCUUGGAUGUCUUUGCAUUUUCCAUUUUGAGUCUUUUGAGAGCCCCUGCCUUUUUUUGAUCGAGUUUCCAUUUCCUUCUUUAUGUGAAUGAUUGAGGUUUUGUUGGUUCGGAUCUGAAGAGCUUUAAAACAUGGCAUCUGGUCUUCUACCUUCCCCUUUCUUCAAAUGAUCUGCCCUGAAUUCAUGGUGGUUCCAGAACUUGAGUGUGGAUAAAAUCUGUGGCCAGCAUUUCAAACCCAUUGUCCUGGUUAUUUCCCUGUGGUUUUUGAUUUAGUAGUUCACAGAAGAGUGCAUAUAGGCCUGCAUCUUUAAAAUAAUCCCUUAGCAUUUAGGUGGAAGAGUGCAGGGGUCCCUUUUUUUACACAAAAAUAUUGUAUGAUAUAUAUAACUAAAAUUUUGCUGUUGUCACCAUUUUUAAGUGUGCAGUUUAGUGACAUUAAAUACAUUAACAAUGGUAUGUGGCCAAGUCCACCAUCUGAUUCCAAAACUUCUUCAUCAUUCCUCACAGAUAGUCCGUACCCCUUUAGCAGUAACUCCUCAUUCUCUCCUCAAGAAGUCCCUGCAGCCACUAAUAAACUUUGGUCUCUAUGUUUUUGCCUGUUCUGCUUGUAUCAUGUAGGUUAUAUUGUGGAAUAUUUGACCUGUUGUGUCUUCCUGAUUUCACUUAGCAUCAUGUUUUCAAGGUUCAUCCAUGGCGAAGCAUGAACAGAAUUUCUUUUAUGCCUGAGCAGUAUCUCAUGGUAUUUCUUUUCUUUUAGAUAACAGUUUUCUGGAAGGGUUUAAAAAUGAAUCAAGCCUCAGAGAAAGAGGGCUGGCCAAGGUGGAGCCUGGAGGUCGAGCUCCCUCUGCACCCUGCCUACCUCAGAGCUCUGAGACUGAAGUCUGGCCUUGGGGGCUAGGAGAGCAGUGAGCUUCACAAGGCUGCUGAUGGGGCAUGGUCCACAGCCUGAACCCUGGGAAUGAGAGCUAGGCGUUAGUCCCUUCUCGUCCCCCAGGAGAAGGAAACCAUCACAGAGGCACCCUGGAACCUGGUCAGUCACACUUUGCUCACCACCUCAGUUGCCACCUGUCAGCCUCUCUUCACAGGUUUGGCUAAGGUCCCAGGAGUGGCACAGGGAGAGCUAGUGCAGUCUAGGCAGCGGGGGACUGAGGGUGACCAUCCUGCCCAUCCGUGCAAUCACAAGUAAGGAUUUUCACUGCUCUGACAGGCUGUGUGGACUGAACAUCAUUCAUCUGCCUCCGGACUGCCUAGUAGCCCUGCUUCCACUGCCAUCCCUCUUCCUGAAGUGGCUUCUUGGGCUUAGAGAGCACAUUCGCAUUGACUUCCAGAAGCGGGAGCCAGGAAAUGGACUCAGUGGCUGUCGAGGAUGUGGCUGUGGACUUUACCCAGGAAGAGUGGGCACUGCUGGAUCUUUCUCAGAGGAAACUCUACAGAGAUGUGAUGAUAGAAACCUUCAGAAAUCUGGCCUCACUAGUUUCUCAAAACCUUAAUGAUGGAGAAAAUCUAUUCCCUGAAAUUACAAUGGUACGAUUCAUGAAAAAUGACAUCUGGUCCUCCAUGGUAGGAGAAAUCUGCGAACUGCAUGGCAUUGAAGAUCAGAAUAACAACCAGAAAAUACAUGUGAGCAUCCUGUCGGUUUUUAAGAGAAAACAAAUGGUAGGGAACAUCUGUGAAACUAGUGAAGACAAUCAAUGUGAACAGACCUUCAGUCGGAUUCCAAAUCUUUUCAUGUUCCAGAGAUCUCCAGUGGAAGCAUAUCCCUCUGAAUGCAUUGAGUGUAGAAGAUCCUUGAUUGUUCAUUCCCCACCUAAGUAUCAUAUGAGCUCCCACUCUGGAUCCAGUGCCUAUCAGGGAAAAGAAUGUGGAGAAGCCUGCAGUUGUCCCUCUCACCUCCGCACUCCUGUGAGAACUUUUACUAGAGGGAAACGCUAUGAAUGUAAGGAAUGUGGCAGAGCCUUUCGUUAUUCCUCCAGCUUCACUAGACAUAUGAGAAUUCACAGUGGAGAGAGGCCUUAUAAAUGUAAGGAAUGCGGGAAGGCCUUUAUUCAGUCUUCAGACCUCACAGUUCAUAUAAGAACUCACAAUGGAGAGAGGCUUUAUAAAUGUAAGGAAUGCGACAAAGACUUUAGUCAUUUCUCAAGCUUCACUAGACACAUGAGAACUCACAAUGGAGAGUGGGCUUAUAAAUGUAAGGAAUGUGGGAAAGCCUUUAGUCAGUGUUCAGACCUCACUGCACGUUUGAAAAUUCACAGUGGAAAAACGCUUUUUGAAUGUAAGGAAUGUGAGGAAGCCUUUACCUGGUCCUCAGACCUCACUGCACCUAUAAAAAUUCACAGCAGAGAGAGGAUGUAUGAAUGUAAGGAAUGCAGCAAAACCUUUCGUCUUCCCUCGACCUUCACUAGUCAUAUGAGAACUCAUCAUGGAGAGGGGGCUUAUAAAUGUAAGGAAUGUGGGAAAGCUUUUAGUCAGUCCUCAGACCUCGCUACACAUGUAAGAAUUCACAGUGGAGUGAGGCUGUAUGAAUGUAAGGAAUGCGGCAAAGCCGUUAGUCGUCCCUCAGACCUUGCUAGACAUAUGAGAGCUCACAGUGGAGAGAGGCUUUAUGAAUGUAAAGAAUGUGGGAGAGCCUUUAGUCGGUCCUCAGACCUCACUGCACAUAUAAGAAUUCACAGUGGAGAGAGGCCGUAUGAAUGUAAAGAAUGUGGCAAAGCCUUUUGUCAUUCCUCAGGCUUCACUAGGCAUAUGAGAACUCACCAUGGAGAGAGGGCUUAUAAAUGUAAGGAAUGUAGGAAAGCUUUUAGUCAGUCCUCAGACCUCACUGCACAUAUAAGAAUUCACCGUGGAGAGAAGCUUUAUGAAUGUAAAGAAUGCGGCAAAGCUGUUAGUCAUCCCUCAAACCUUCGUAGACAUAUGAGAACUCACAGUGGUGAGAGGCCUUAUGAAUGCAAGGAAUGUGGGAAAGCCUUUAGUCAGACAUCACACCUCACUGCACAUAUUAGAGCUCACUAUGGAGAGAAGCCUUAUGAAUGUAAAGAAUGUGGGAAAGCCUUUCGUCGGUCCUCAUACCUCGCUGUACAUAUAAAAACUCACAGUGGAGAGAGGCUUUAUGAAUGUAAGGAAUGCGGCAAAGUUGUUAGUUCUCCGUCAAACCUUCAUAGACAUAUGAGAACUCACAGUGGUGAGAGGCCCUAUGAAUGCAAGGAAUGUGGGAAAGCCUUUACUCGGUCCUCACACCUCACUAGACAUAUGAGAGCUCACUGUGGAGAUAAGCCUUAUGAAUUUAAAGAAUGUGGGAAAGCCUUUCAUCAGUCCUCAAAUUUUAAGUCACAUAUAAGAACACACAGCGGAGACAGGCCUUAUGAAUGUAAGGAGUGUGGGAAAGCGUUUAGUCAGUCAUCAGAACUCACUGCAUGUAUAAGAACUCACAGUGGAGAGAGGCCCUAUGAACGUAAGGAAUGUGGGAAAGCCGUUAGUCAGUCCUCACACUUCACUGAACAUAAAAGGAUUCACAGUGCAGAGAGGCCUUAUAAAUGUAAAAAAUGUGGCAAAACCUUUAUUUGGUCCUCGCACCUCACUACACAUAUAACACACUGUAGAGGAAGGCCUUUUGCAUGUAAGCAAUGCAGCAAAGCCUUUAGUUGGUCCUCACACUUCACUACACACAUGAGAACUCACUGUAGAGGAAGGCCCUAUAAAUGUAAGGAAUGUGGCAAAGCGUUUAGUUGGUCCUCACAGCUCACUACACAUAUGAGAACUCACAGUGGUGAGAGGCCUUAUGCGUGUAAGGAAAUGUGAGAAAGCCUUUAGUCAGCUCUCAAACCUUACUAAGUAUAUAAGGACUAAUAAAGAAGAGAGGCCUUAUGAAUGUAAGGAAUGUGGAAAACCUUUUCAUCAGUCCUCACAUCUCACUGCACAUUAAAGAAUUCACAGUGGAAGGAGGUCUUAUGUAAGGAAUGUGGAAAAGCCUUUUAUCAGUUUCCAGUGCUUGCUGAACAUAAAUAACCUCAUAGUGGGGGAGACUUUAUGAAUGUAAGGAAUGUGGGAAUGAAUUUUGUUAUUUCUCAUCUCUCAGUGAAUAUAUAAGAAAUCACCCUGAAGAGAAAUAUUUUGAAUACCUGGAAUAUGGGAAUUCUUUUGUGCAUUCUCAAACCUCACUAAUCUUAUAAAAAUUCACAGUCGAGUGAGGCUUUAUAAAAAUAAGGAAUUUUUCCAUAUACAUAAAUUACUCUGAUGAAACAACCAAUGUUCAGUUCCAGACAUUUACUUUACCCUUUAAUAUAAGCAUGCAUCUCGUACAAAUAAGGCCAGUUUCCUACCAAAAAAACCCAGAUCUUUGUUGUUCCAUGAAACAAAUAAAAUAUCCACCUGUCCAUUAAGUAUCUAUUACAGUUGUUUGGUUUUUUGAAGUUAGUAUCAAAAUAAGAUUUCCACGUUGCCUUUUUGUUUGUAAAUCUGUUUAAUAUGUUUUAAACAGAAACGUUCUCCUGACUGUCUUGUAGCAUUCUGUUACAUUAAAACCUGUGACAGCAGAGCAUGUGAAAGUCAGAAACCUGUCAGAGACUCAGAAAACAAGGCAGCCGCAUUGAGAUCCAGCUCUCACAGGUUUCACUGUAUUUUGUCACAAUUUUGUUUAGUUUGUCGUCUGUAUUUUUUGUAAUGUAGACAUUGAGUCUAGCACAGUUCUGUGUAAGUGUAAUGCAAAUUAAAGAUGUAAUUUAAAAUGUUUUAGUAGCCGUAUUAACCAUUUCCUUUGACUCAGUUCUGACUAUUAGCGACUGUAUAGGACAGGGUAGAACUGCCCUAGAAGGUUCCUGAGGAGCAGCUGGUGAAUUCAAACUAUCUACCUAUUGUUUAACAGCCGGGUUCUUAAUCGCUAUGCCACCAGAGGCAUAUUAAAAAAUUAACAACUUAAGUGUGUAAUUUUUAAUGAAAAAAUUUACUUAACCCAAUGUAUUCAAUUAUUGUCCAUGUAAAAAUUGUAAAUGAAAUUAACAAGUAGAAUAAUCAAUACAAAUUUAUUUAUGGGACAUUUUACAUUUCCUUUCUUUUGCCAUCAGUAUUCCAGAAUCCAGAAGCAGAAAUCUCAUAAAUUUUACAGUUGAAAAAGUAUAUUCAUAAUCCCAGGUUACUCCAAACAUACUUUUCCAAUAAUUGAGUCAGGUUUAGUGUUAUAUUUAAAUUAAUUAAAGUUAACUCAGUUUCUUAGUUACACAAGCCACAUCGGUUGUUGGUACAACCCUAUUAGUGUUUGAAAUCCAGAGAAGUCCAUGGAUCACUUUGUACUUUUCCUGUUGCAGAGCUGGAAUCAACAAUUUCUGCCCAAAUUGCCGGUUCUUUUUGAAAAUGCAUGUCUGUGCAAUACAUGGGCUCAGUGCUAAACCAAAACCUGUUGCCAUUCAGUCAGUGUUUUCUCGGCCUUUUGCUGAACGUCUAAAAUUCAUAUUUUCUUACAUCGCAAAUACAUAUUCUUAUUCCCAGUAUAAAUUUAAGAUUAUAAGUUUUUUUUUUUUUAAUUUGAAAGAAAUGAUGCUGAACACUGUUAAGUAGGCAAACUAAACUUUAUUCAGGCUGUUGUAAUAGCAGAGAGACCUCAACGUAAGUCUGACUUCAGCUCAUAAGAGUAAAGUGAAGCAAGGGUUUUUUUAGUGAGUUUUGGGUGACAUGGGGCAGUAGAACCUUACUAAGAGGACGUUGGAAAGCAAAGAUAGGGCAGGAGGAUGGAUUUCAGACAAGAAUUCUAAAGAUUUUCAAAAAUAUUUGCUCAAGGCUAAUUUAUUAGGUUGAAGUGGGAACAUUCAUAGGGUAAAUGGUGUGAAUGGGGAAAUCUUGUCACUUUCUGUUAUUUUAUAUUAGUAUUUUUUUUAAACCUUGGUUCCUAAUAACACUGAAAUAGUUUCAAUAUAAUUACAGUACUACUAAAUAAAAACAUAUUCUAUGAAGUGUUGAGUUUCUCCGCCUCUCUUUUUGUACUUACUGGUUAUACAUUUCCAUAAGGAUAUUAACACAAGCUUACCGUGCUCAAAGAUUGGCCUGAGUACAGACUCUCUUCUGCACGGUUAUGUGGUUAGUUUGAUAUUGUUUCGUUCUAUUGAGUUGGCUCCAGCCUGUGGUGACAUUAUGUAUGUUUUUGUGUGCGGUGCAGUCAAUUCCAACUCAUAGCGACCCCAUGUGACCGUAGAGCUGUCCUGUGAGGUUUUCUUGGCUGUAAUCUUUAUAUAAGCAGAUUGUUAGGUCUUUCUCCCGUAGAGCCGCUGGUUGGGUUUGAACUGUCAAGCUUUCUAUCAGUAGCCAAGUACUUAACCAAGUGCUUAAGGAGGGCUCCUUGACCUUAUGCAUAACAGAACAAAUUGUUGCCCAGUCCUUCACUGUCUUUGCGGUCAUUGAUAUGUGUCAUGGAUUGAAUUGUGUCCCCCAAAACUAUGCAUAUCAAUUUGGCUAGGCCAUGAUUCCCACUGUUGUGUAAUUGUCCACCAUUUUGUCAUCUGAUGUGAUUUUCCUAUGUGUUGUAAAUCCUACCUCUAUGAUAUUAAUGAGGAGGCAUAGGUGGUAGUUACAUUAAUGAGGUUGGGCUCAAAAUCUACAGGAUUGGGUUGUGUCUUGAGCCAAUCUCUUUUGUGAUAUAAAAGAGAGAAGUGAGCAGAGAGACAGGGGAACCUCGUACCACCAAAAAAGGAGCAGAGAGCAGAGCCGGGAGCAGAGUGUGUCCUUUAGACCCAGGGUUCCUGCAUGGAGAAGCUCCUAGUCCAGGGGAAGAUUGAUGACAAGGACCUUCCUCCAGAGCUGACACAGAAAGCUUUACCCUGGAGCUGACCUGAAUUUGGACUUCUAGCCUCCUAGACUGUUAGAGAAUAAACUUCUUUCUUGAAGCCAUCCACUUGUGGUAUUUCUGUUAUAGCAGCACUAGUUAACUAAAACAGUAUGUUUGAGUAUUGCCUUCCAAACUGGGGGUCAUCUUCUCAGCCCUAUGUUAGACUAGUGUUAUGUUGUGAUCCAUAAGCUUUCAUUAAUUUUCUAAAGUAGGUUGCCAGGCCUUUCUUCCUAGGCUGUCAGAGUAUGGAAGCUCCGUUGAUACCUGUCCAGUAUGGGUAACCCUGCUGGUAUUGAAAUAUUUUUGGCAUAGGUUCCUGCAUCAGCAGCAUACCAGCUACCACAGUAUGACCAACUCACAGAUGGGUGGUGGCAGUUUGACAUGUUGUUAUGUUUACUUGUUUGUGUUUACAUUUAAUAUCCAGGUAUGCUUUCCUUUUGAAUUACUCCUUUAACACGUAAAACUUUCCCAAGGUUCAGAAUUUAAAAGCUAUAUGAAAAGAUGUAAUCAGAAGGCCGACUUCCUCCUAUACCAUCUGUGUUGUGUUAAUAAUCAGCACAAGUUUCUGUUUCCAUCUGUUUCCUGUGUAACCUUUCAGUGUUUCUCAGAAAUCCCUCCCCCAGAAUACAUAAAUACGUUAUUUAUCAUGUUUUCUUCACAUAAGUAUACUUUUUCCUACUGAAUAUAUACUGGAUAUCCGUCUAUCGCAGUUUAUAGUAUCGAGGAGGCCAAGGCAUAGGCGUUGGCAAAAGCUGUGCAUGUGUGCGGUAGAGCUCAGGAGGGUUGGUAGCCGUUUAACUUUUGUCUCAGAAUGUCCUUGGUCAACGUUGUUGUGUGCUGUCGAGUCCAUUCCGAUCAUAGUGACCAUAUAGAACACGGUAGAACUGACCCAUAGGGUUUCCUAGCCUACAGUCUUUAUGGGAACAGAUCUUUAGGUCUUUUCUCCUGUAGGGUCUUUUGGGUUCUAACCGCUAGUUUGCAGCAAAGCACUUAACCACUGCACCACGAGGUCUCCUUCUUUGGUCAGUAACUGUGUGUAAAUAUCCUGACAGUUCGCCUAAUUGCCCCUUGUUAGGUUGUGCUCAUCAAGUGGGGACGAAAAGAACCAAACCCCUUAAAGUCUUUGUUUUUUCAUUUUGUAUGUAGAUUGAAAAUUUUGUUUUGAACAUAUGGUUCAAAUAUUCAUCUUUAAUAUCAGUGAUACAAUUCCUAGCAAUUUAAGGCCCUUCUGUUUAUGGACAGGUAUUUCACGUAGGCUGUCUCCGUGAGAAGCCCUGGUGGUGUAGUGGUUAAGAGCUACAAGUGCUAACCAAAAGGUCGGUAGUUCGAAUCCACCAGCUAUUCCCUGGAAAUCCUAAGGGGCAGUUUUACUCUGUCCUGUAGGGUCACUAUGAGUCAGAAUUGACUUGAUAGCAAUGAGGCUUUUUUUUCUUUUUUUGGUUUUUACUCUCUGUGCAGAAACCCUGGUGACAUAGUGUUUGAAGCACUUGACUUCUAACUGAAAUGCUGGUGAUUCGAACCCCCCAGUCUUGCUUGGGAGAAACAUGUAGCAGUCUGCUUCCAUAGAGAUUUAGAACCUUGGAAAUCCUAUGGGGCUGUUGUACUCUGUACUUUGGUGGUGCUGUGAGUCGGAAUGGACUCCAUGGCAAUGGGUUUGCAUUUGUUUGUUGUCAUUUAGUCUCUGUGAGCCACCACCCAUCUGUCACUUUGUUGUACUGUGGUGGCUUACAUGUUGCCGUGGUAGCUGGAAGGUAUGCCACCAGUAUUUCCAAUCCGAGCAGGGUCACCUAAAUGGUCAGGUUUCAGUGGAGGUGCCAGAUUACAAUGGGCUAGGAAGGAAGGUCUAGGCAUCUAUUUCCAAAAAUUAGCCAGUGAACAUCCUACAGAUCAGAACAGGAUAUUGUCCACUGAGAAUCAAACAUGCCAAUGAUAGUGAAGAUGGCACAGGACCGAGCAACUUUUCAUUCUGUUAUAUAUAGGAUUGCCAUGGGGUAGAGCCUAAUGGGCAGCUAACAACAAAGGAUCUGUGAAAGGACACAGAGCCAGAAGGGGCUGGGAUUUCUCAGCCACAGAUCUGCGGUUCUCAGUGUCUCCAUUAAAUUAUGCUAUUGAUUUUGUUAACCAUUCUUAAAUCCUUCUGUGUCUAAGCACUUGUUUUAUUCAUGGGGUGUCUGAAGGGGGGACAAAAAAGGGAUAUUUAGUUAAAUCUCUGUUUUAGGAGCCCUGGUUGCGCAGUGGUUAAGAGCUACGGCUGCUAACCAAAAGGUCAGCAGUUCAAACCCACCAGCCACUCUUUGGAAACCCUGUGGGGCAGUUCUACUCUGUCCUGUAGGGUUGCUAUGAGUCUCAGUCGAGUGCAUGGCAACAAGUUUGGGGUUUUCUUUUUGUUUUUUUGGUUUAAAUGUAGUAAUAAUAACCACCUCAAAGUAGUGUAGAGCUGGUAUUUUCUCAAUUACAGUUGAGACUUUCACUUUUAAACCCAGGGUUCCAACUGUGCAGAUGUAAUUGUCAAACCCCACAUGGCCCUGACAGGAUCACAUUUCUAGGUGUGUGAUUUAAAGUGCUGUGGAGACCCCCAGCUUUUAAAUACCUGGAUUUGUUUAAUUUGGAGUCAGGACAAAAGGAUCCCUGACCUCUGGGGGUCCUCAGGUCUUUGCCCAUGGAGAGGAGUGAGGUAAAGGACCCCACAGGAGGGUUCCUAGUGGCAGGAUGUGAGUCUUGGUCCCGUUUUCCCUUGCGGCUACGAAUCUCCUUUUUGCCUGGGUACUCCUGUAUUUCCCCUGGCGGAGACCUGGAGUCAAGUUCCUGCCAACCCAUUUACUUAGGUAUUCGAACAUGAACAAAUUACUGGACUUGCUGUGCCUGUAUUUCCUUAUUCUUAAAAGUGAACAAAUAACAUCUCUCAGGCACAUUCACUGCCCUAACUUUAAGACACUGCUACCUGGCCCCACCUCUCAGCCCUGCUCCCCAUGCAGCCCCAGCCUUAUGCAAACACCCCCUCCACUUCUCUGAGAUCUCACCGCGUUUCUGCUCUUAGCCUGUAAGUAAAAUAGAUGUUGGGAUACUCACGCCGCUGGAUGCUCACUGCACUGGGGCCAUUGGAGCUGCCUGAGGGGUGAGGGGCGGUUACCACCAGGGAAGACAUGGGCUCACACUGCUGUCCAGGUAGAGGGGCCACCUCAUCAGGCUUAGUGGCCCUCAUGAAAACGCCAUUCUACAAGCACUGUGCUUACCUGGGGCUGUAGUCUCUCCUGAAGGUAAGAAUAGUUCAACAGGCAGUGUUUCUGCGGACUGCCUAGCACCCCACCCCUGCCCCACAUCACGUCCUCUCUGAUGUUCCACGACCUGGAUGUUUGAGUCACACCAGCCUCACAGCUCAGAAGACUGCACCUGCCCUCAGAAAGGCCUUUGAAUUAAUAGUUUUUCCCCUUUUGAUGAGGAAGAUGUUUCAGCUUCCAAUAUGAUGUGGCCGACACUUCA
This is a messenger RNA of Loxodonta africana (African savanna elephant), 12815 nucleotides long. RefSeq names its product zinc finger protein 91-like. The transcript has 7 exons. Gene Ontology annotation, cellular component: nucleus. Gene Ontology annotation, biological process: regulation of transcription by RNA polymerase II. NCBI's taxonomy places the organism in Eukaryota, Metazoa, Chordata, Mammalia, Proboscidea, Elephantidae. The coding region runs from base 3872 to 6322 and encodes 816 amino acids. The record is from RefSeq and is a predicted model, not a curated record. Gene Ontology annotation, molecular function: RNA polymerase II transcription regulatory region sequence-specific DNA binding; DNA-binding transcription factor activity, RNA polymerase II-specific.